AUGAAUCCGUAUAAUUAUCAUGGCACCGAUGGCAGUCAUAAUCCAGAAAAUGACCGGGACAUCCACGACGGAAUGGAGCCCCCAAAUUCCACGCCCUCACGCCCGCCGGUGGCCUCGCAUCUGACCCAGAUGGCCCCGUGCCUAGCCUCGGCCACCCAGUCGCAUCUGCCUUAUGACCUUUACUAUACCUCUGUCGGUCAACAGAAUGGGUUGCACCACGGCUUCAACGGUCCAGGGCAGGCCCAUGGCAUGAUUCAUGCGGAGAUGCCUCAGUCCCUAUCCGCACAGCAGGCGCUGUGGAGGAACCACAACGCCCAGUGGGUCGGCCGAUCUCAACAAGCCGCGACUCCCUUCCUCUCCAUGGCUCCUUCUAUACCCGCAAACGCCUAUGCCCAGACCUCUAUGCCGACCAUGGGACCCAUGACCGCCGCCAUUGAUAGCGGCAACCACCCGCAGCCUUUACAGCAGAGGGGCAUGUCCCAGCCAUGGUCUCGUGCUCAGGAUGACUUGCUGCUGACUCUCAAGAUGGAAGGCAAGACUCACGCCGACGUCUGUUCUGCCCUUCAGAGGAGGUUCGGUGUUUUGAGAACGCCCAACGUGGUGGCCAAGAGGCUCACCAAGUUGCACAAUGAGGUCCUAAGUCGAGAAGAUGUGGGGAAAUGCCUUGAGAACGUUCUGGAGACGGCCCUCUCUAUGAUCAACGACGAGUUCUCCAACCGGCUUGGCCGCCAGAUCCUUCCAACCGCCGGAGACACGCAGAAGCUCAAGCGCACUAUCACGGGGUUUUACCAGAGGCAGCUGGUGCUGGCGGAGAGAAGCGCUGGUGAGGCGGGUGGCUCGGAGAUGGAGGCGAACGGCUUCGAAGUUGACUCAGUUGACUUUGAUUGUGGCAUCGGCUUCGGAUUUUAG
Molecule: messenger RNA, 909 nt
Organism: Sordaria macrospora k-hell
Lineage: Eukaryota; Fungi; Ascomycota; Sordariomycetes; Sordariales; Sordariaceae
Source: RefSeq, a predicted model, not a curated record